UUUUAAUUCAACAAUCCAUUUUUAAAACGUUAUGACAAAUACGUUACAUGUUUACAAUCUGGCGUUCACUUCCGGUGUGGAUGUAGCUGUCACUCUCGCAUCUUUUCUCUUGGAAACCGCUUUAUCAGCAGUAUGAAUGAAGGAGAAGUGUUUCAUGAGAAGCAAAGGUUGGAGCUGUGCGCGAUCCAUGCUCUGAACAACGUGCUACAAGAGCGGGUGUUUACAAAGGAGACUGCGGAUGACAUCUGCAAACGACUUGCUCCACAGUGUAUGGUGAACCCUCAUCGCUCAGUACUAGGCACAGGGAAUUAUGAUGUCAAUGUCAUCAUGGCAGCACUACAGAGCCGGGAGCUGGCUGCAGUGUGGUGGGACAAACGCAGAACAGUACAGAGUCUUUGUGUAUCUAAGGUCCUAGGGUUUAUCCUCAAUGUCCCAUCACGCAUCUCCCUUGGGAUAGUUUCGCUCCCGCUCCGACGGCGGCACUGGCUCGCUGUUCGACAGGUCACAGGACAGUACUACAACCUGGACUCCAAACUCAAGAAUCCCAUCUGUAUCGGGGGAGAGGCAGAAUUACGCACUUUUCUCGCAGAACAGCUCUCUCAGGAAGUGGCCGAAAUGCUCUUAGUCGUCCAAAAGGAGGUGGAGGAGGACGGAUCGUGGCUGAUUUCAGAUGACCUCAAGAAGUGAUGCCUUGUGGAUUGCUUUACCUUUAUAAGCAUGUCUGAUAAUUAUAUUGGAUAACUUUUUUUAGAUAAAGAACUUGCUAUAAAUAGAACGUCCACUACUUCAGGGAAUGCACUGUUGUCAAUACACAGAAGAAACUCCAAAGACGUGAGGCGGUUUCACACUGACUGAAUGCAGUAUAUUUUUCUCUCUCUGACAUGACCAAUGUAUCUGACCAACACGUUUGUUAAAUACAGCAGGAGACAGUGUAUGGAGCUCAACAGUGGGCAGGAUUAUCUGGUUCUGAAAAUAAAAUAAUUAAGAUCUCUUUGGCUUAGACUUAAUUGGGAAAGACGUAUGUAAAGAGAUAAACGGAGAGAAGAGCAGGGAGAGGCAUUCAGUUUGUAUGACAUUGAAGCCACAGCUUAGAGUUCCUAUACUAUCGUGCAGCAAAAAAUCAGUUUAAUUUUCUCAUAGACUGAUUGAAUAAUUGAAAUAUUAAAAUGGGGUGUUAUACUUUUGAAACCACUGAGUCCUAAACAUUGUUAUAUUUAGGCCUAUUUUCAUUUAUUCAUUUUUUGUUGUGCUAAAAUGUAAUAAUAUUUUAGUUUUUUGAGCUGUUAAUGGAGAAAAAGCAUUAAUUAGGUUUAAAAAAAGUUGUUUCCAGAACCAGAAGUCCCCACUCACUGCUGAGCUCCACAGUAUGACUGACUAGGAUCAUUUACCUGCCUAUAAUAGUAGCAUAUAAGAGUGUGUCCACCAAAGUGCACCAUACCUUUUCUCAUCUUCACUGAAAUCUUUCUAUGCACCGCAGUUAAUUUAAUCACUGUUUUGCCUCUGUGUUUUCUUAAACUUACCCACCUUUGCCACGAAGGUAUUUUUGCUGACUGCUUUUGCAUCUCCUUUUUAUUCUCAUGUUUGUGUCUGGUGCAAUGUUUAGGGUGCAUUCACAUUUGUCCUGGUUUGGUCCUGGUUUGAGCCCUGUUCAUUAUUGACAUAUACCGGUACUUUGGUUGGUUGGUACUGCUCUAGUCCUGGUUUAGUUCCGGGUUUAGUCCCAGUUUUGAUGUGGUGUGUGUCCGCAACUGUGAAUGCACCUUUAAGAACACUUUGUACCUCUGUGUCUGGUGCGAUGUUUAGGGUGCGUUCACAUUUGUCCUGGUUUGGUCCUAGUUUGAGCCCUGUUCAUUUCUGACAUAUACUGGUACUUUGAUUGGUUUGGUCCUGCUCUAGUCCUGGUUUAGUUCUGGGUUUAGUCCCAGUUUUGAUGUGCGUGUGCAACUGUGAAUGCAUCCUUAAGAACACUUUGUACUUUUGUGUUUGCAAGUUUACCUGAAAUUAUUUGGUAACAAUUUCUAAUGACUAUACUAUUUACAGCCCUAAAAAGUCAUUAGUGACUAUAGGACUUAAAGGUCCUAUAUUAUACAAAAAUUGACUUUUGUGAGUUUUAAACCAUGUUAUAAUGUUGUUACCUCCUCAACAACAUACCUGGAGUUGUGUUUUGUUUCAUUCACACGUUUGAAUAUCCAUUUUUUAUUAGUUUAUCUACAUUUCCAAAGCUCAAAUGCUCUGUUCCACUUUGUGAUAUCAUAAAGUGGUAGUUUUGGAGUUAACCUUUUUUUUUAACGUUUUGUUUAUUACAGAUUGGCAAUUUCAGGGCUGAAAUUAUCCAAAUGAUUCUAGUGAAGAUGUAUGGAUUAAAAAAAACAAAACUGGAGCACUUCCUGUAUCACCACAUGAUGACAUCACAAGGUGGAACAGAGUAUUUUCAGUUUGAGAGAAGAAAUCAGCCUAAGUAUGCAGGGUUUGUGUGUUAAACAGGUGUGAAUGAAACAAAACACAACUCCAGCUAAGUUUUGAUGAGGAAACAGCAUCAUAACAUAGAUCAGAAAUUAGCGUAAUAUUUAUUUAUUAUGGCUGCUUAAGAUGUAGUUAUUAAAAAGAAUUACCAAAUAACAAACAACAUACAUUUUUGUAAAUUAAACAAAUUAUUCCUGUGUUUUGAAAGGUUAUCGUAAAAGACUGAUGCUUUUGGGGUUUUAAACUUGCAAAAACAGUGAUUUGUGGUGUCUCUUGUACUAAACUAUGCAUAUCCAAAGAGGCACUGUUCGUUGUUGACACUCGUGAAUGACACUGUACGCAUAAGCCUAAUCUUAGUUUAUAAUAUUCAAAAUGUAUUUAUAUUAAAGUUUGUGUUUUGGUA
Periophthalmus magnuspinnatus is the source of this 2866-nucleotide messenger RNA. RefSeq names its product Josephin domain containing 2 (gene josd2). Gene Ontology annotation, biological process: protein deubiquitination. The coding region runs from base 133 to 687 and encodes 184 amino acids. The transcript has 5 exons. The record is from RefSeq and is a predicted model, not a curated record. NCBI's taxonomy places the organism in Eukaryota, Metazoa, Chordata, Actinopteri, Gobiiformes, Gobiidae. Gene Ontology annotation, molecular function: cysteine-type deubiquitinase activity.